AUAAGAGUUUGACAGCUUUGUGUUAUUAUUUGCUUGUUAUUGUUAGAAUUUAUGUUUUGUUAAGAAAAUUAUCUAAAUUCAAUAAAUUAAGUGUAAAAAACAUGUAAAAAUUGUGCUGUUUUAAUGCUGUACGUAAUACUAGUUCUGGUAGUUACUUUUAUUAAAAAGAAACAGUAAUAAUGUCCAAUAAAGAAGAUGAUAAUAUUUGCUGGUACCAUGGAAAAUUAACUCGUGAAGCUGCUGAGAGUGUUUUACUUGAAAGGAAAGAUUGUGAUGGAUAUUUUUUGGUUCGUGAUUGUAACACUUCUGAUGGAGAUUUUGUACUAUCUGUAGUACACAACAGUCAAGUAAAUCAUUACCAGAUCCGUAGACAUACAGACGAUAUAUUUUUUUCACUUCAAGAAAACACAAAGAUUCAUGGACUAGAAAGUUUGAUAGAGUAUUAUCAAGAAAAUUCUGAUGGAAUCAAUGCUGAUGGUUUAAAGUUGACUGUUCCAUGUAAAGGAGAGGCCCCUCCACAUAAUUGUAGAAGACAUGGGCGUACCAAUCUUUUACACAGAGCAACUAGUCAAGGAAAUUACAAAGUUGUUUCAGAAAUGCUCAAAACUGGUUAUAGACAUGAAGCAAAGAAUAAGGAUGGUCAAACAGCAGUUCAUAUAGCUAGUAUGAAAGGUCAAGAUGAUAUCCUUGCAAUAUUAAUAGAACAUGGUGCCAAUGUAAAUUGUAGGGACACUGCAGGCUUUACUCCAUUACAUUAUGCUUGCCAAAAUAAUUUUGCUAGUACUGUAAGGCUGUUAGUACAAUCUGGUAAAGCUAAUAUUCAAGCUAGAAAUACAGAAAAUGGUUGGGUUCCUCUUCAUGAAGCAGCUAGUCGUGGACACAAAGAUGUUGUUAAAGAAUUAUUAAGCCUUAAUGCACCAGUUUUGCCAAGGACCAACGAUGAACACUUGCCUUUUCAACUUGCAAGGGAAAAUGGACACACUCAAUGUGCAGAAAUUCUGGAAAACUAUAGAAGCCCUCCUGCUAAGUCUUCAAAGAAUCACUGGUAUCAUGGGACAUUAGAUAGACAAGAAGCAGAAGCUACAAUAAAAAAAUUCAGCAUGACUAAUGGGGCAUUUUUAAUUCGAUACAGUGAUAGAAACCAAGCUACAGUUUUAACCAUUGUGAAUGAGAACCAGUUUUAUCACUACAUUAUUAGAAAACAGGACAAGUAUUUAUAUAUCGACAGUGGUCCCUUUUUGGAUUCCCUUGAGCAUGUGGUAGAUUAUUAUAGUUUUACACCGGAUGGCUUGCCAACAACAUUACAAAUUCCUGUGCCUCCCAAACCUAAACCUCCUGUUCCAGAGUGUUCAACGAUGCCUCGCCCUAAGAAAACAUUACUAAGUACUUCACGUUCAGUGCAAGAAAUAUGCCAGGGUGAAGAAGCUCAGAUAAAUGAUUUCAAUACGUUGCCUAGCCAUUUAAGUACAUUGAAAUUUACUACUCAAAUCACUCCAAAAUCCCUAAAUAAUAAUAACAAUUAUGUUACUGAAAUUAAUGGAGACUUAUUACAAAAUAACAGUUACAUUCCUCCUGAAAACCUUACACUUGGCAAAAUAAUUGGAGAAGGAGAGUUUGGAUCUGUUCAUGAAGGAAUGUAUGUUAAAAAUAAUGGAGAGCAAGUAAAAGUAGCAAUUAAGACUUUAAGGAAUCAACAUAUUGAUACCAACAAAGGGGCUUUUUUGUCUGAAGCACAAGUUAUGAUGAAGCUCAACCACCAUUGUGUUGUUAAGUUAAUUGGUUUGUCUGUUGGAAAUUCCUUCUUUAUGGUACAAGAACUAGUUGCCCUGGGCUCAAUGUUGUCUUACAUCAUUUGCAACAAAAUUUCUAUCAAUCCAGACCAUGAAUUUAAAAUUUGGGCUGCUCAAAUUGCCUGUGGUAUGAAAUACCUCGAAGAACAACGCUUCGUUCAUCGAGAUUUAGCUGCCAGAAACAUUCUGUUAGCUUCAAAGUAUCAAGCGAAGAUAAGUGACUUUGGUUUAUCAAGAGCUGUGGGCGCCGAUCAUGAAUAUUACAGAGCAAUGCGUGGUGGGAAAUGGCCUUUAAAAUGGUAUGCCCCUGAAUCAUACAAUUUUGGGACAUUUUCUUUAGCAAGUGAUGUAUGGAGUUUUGGAGUUACUUUGUGGGAAAUGUACAGUUUUGGACAACAGCCCUAUGGAGAACGAAAAGGGGCCGAGGCAAUUGAAGCCAUAGAAAAUGGGGAGCGUCUUCCUCAGCCUGCUAAUUGCCCAUCGCGUAUUUACGAAGUAAUGUUAAGAUGUUGGUCAUAUAAUUCGGACAAAAGACCAACUUUUAGCGAAUUGUUUGACAUUUUUGCUAACGAUACUGAUUAUGCGAAUUUUUCAGAGAUACUUAGUAACGUAAAUUUAACACAAAUCGUUUAAAUUGUGAUUUUUUUUUUAAUUAUUAACUGUUGUUAAUAAUGUCAUUUUUAAUUUUUGUGAUUUUGCCUGUAUCUCAGUCUGUUGUAUGCAUUUAGUCUAUCGAAUCUAAGGUAUUAAGCAAUAUCGAAGUUUUUAAGCAAUAUGUUAGUAUUUUAUAUUUUAUUUAUUAACGAUUUUAUUGUAUAUUUUAUCUAGAUGAUUU
Molecule: messenger RNA, 2625 nt
Organism: Agrilus planipennis (emerald ash borer)
Lineage: Eukaryota; Metazoa; Arthropoda; Insecta; Coleoptera; Buprestidae
Product: tyrosine-protein kinase Shark
Exons: 11
Coding region: 180-2423 (747 amino acids)
Biological process (GO): protein phosphorylation; cell differentiation; cell surface receptor protein tyrosine kinase signaling pathway
Cellular component (GO): extrinsic component of cytoplasmic side of plasma membrane
Molecular function (GO): signaling receptor binding; non-membrane spanning protein tyrosine kinase activity; ATP binding
Source: RefSeq, a predicted model, not a curated record